UUGGGCACCCGCGUGUCCCGCAGAGCCCUGGGCAUCAGCAGCGUGUUCCUCCAGGGCCUGCGCAGCUCCUCCGCCGCCGUGCCCUUGGCCGCGGGGCUGGAGAAGGGCCGGGGCCUCUCCUACGAGAGCCUGAACGCCUGCUUGGUGGAGUACAUCGAGAAGGUGCGAGCCCUCGAGCAGGUCAACCAGGAGCUGGAGGAGCACAUCAGAGUCUACCUGGACAAGAAAGCGGCCAGCGUGGGCAGCUGGGGAGCGCUGCGGGAGAACUGGGAGGCCAUUUACCAUCAGGUGGGCGAAGCAGUCCUCGAAAAUGCUCGUCUCAUGCUGCACACUGAGAACAUUCAAGCCUGUGCUGAAGAUUUUAAAGACAGGUAUGAAAAUGAGCAGCCAUUCAGAAAGGCAGUGGAAGAUGAAAUUAAUUCGCUAUAUAAAGUGAUUGAUGAUGCUAAUUUAACUAAAAUGGAUCUGGAGAGUCAGAUAGAGAGCAUGAAAGAAGAACUAACUUUGCUGUCAAAGAAUCAUGAAGAAGAUGUGAAGGUAUUAUACAAGCAGCUUGCAGGAUCUCAGCUGGAAGAACUGGAUGUUCCCCUGGGAAGUGGCCUGGACGACAUCCUGGAAAAAAUCAGGAUCCACUGGGAGAGAGACAUUGAAAAGAAUCGUGCUGAGACAGGAGCUCUGCUCCGUACCAAG
Nestor notabilis (Kea) is the source of this 690-nucleotide messenger RNA. RefSeq names its product beaded filament structural protein 2, phakinin (gene BFSP2). The transcript is spliced from 4 exons. Lineage: Eukaryota; Metazoa; Chordata; Aves; Psittaciformes; Psittacidae. Gene Ontology annotation, biological process: intermediate filament organization. Gene Ontology annotation, molecular function: structural molecule activity. The annotation marks the transcript as partial. The record is from RefSeq and is a predicted model, not a curated record. Gene Ontology annotation, cellular component: intermediate filament.